This is a messenger RNA of Eufriesea mexicana, 5063 nucleotides long. Its product is annotated as HP1 and insulator partner protein 1. The coding region runs from base 87 to 4796 and encodes 1569 amino acids. Lineage: Eukaryota; Metazoa; Arthropoda; Insecta; Hymenoptera; Apidae. The record is from RefSeq and is a predicted model, not a curated record. The transcript has 8 exons.
UUGGAAUCUAUACGGUAUGGACACGGCAGUCCUGGUUGGACAAUCCAUGACUUAUUAAAUAAUUGUAACAAUCUUGAUGUUUUACCAUGGAACAAAUAGAUGAAACACAGAGUAAUAUUAAUGAAACAGAAUCAUCUAUAAUAAUAGAUAUAACUUCUCCAUUAAUACAAGAAUCAAAUAAAGAUUAUAUAAAAGGUGAGGAGAUUAUCCAAAAAAGUCAAGAAAAUAGUUCACAAGAAUAUACAGAUAAUAUAAUUCAUGAAGCUUUAACAAUAAAUGAAUAUGAUAUAACAGAUUCAAGUACAGAAUUUGAAAAUAAAAAUAAUAGAGUAACGGAAAAUGUAAAGAAUGUUAUAAUUAAUGAAGUUAAACAAGAAACAAUACAUAAUGAUACACAAAUUGAUAAUAAUCAAUGUAUAAAAAAUGAGAAAUGUAAAGAAAACCAAACAGGAAAAGUAAAUAAAAUAGAAAAUAAUUUAAAUUGUGGAGAAAACACAUCUUUGGACAAAGAAAGUGCAAACAACGUUGAAACAUUUAAUGCAAAUGAGGAUGAACAAAAUUAUGAAAAACGCAAUGUUUGUACUAUGUUAAACAUAGAUACAGUUGAUGAUGCUAAUGCUCAAUGUCAAGCAUUGAUUAAAACACUUAGUGAGACUUUUGAUGAUAAAGACCAAACAUUGCAUGUCACAGAUACAGAUGCAGAUUUGUCUAAACUAGUUGAUGGUAGUUCAGAAGUAAUGGUACUGACUGUAGAAACUAUUAAUGAUUUGAAUGAGAGUACAGAAGAAAAUAUUGUUUUAACUGUACAUGAGAAAGAUGCCGUGGUUAAUUCUAAUGAAAACAAUAUUACUUUGAAAGAGAAAGACAUUAAAAAAACUGAAAUUCUUAAUGAAGAUUUUAAUUUGAUAGAUUAUACUCAAGAUGGUGAUGGAACUAUCAUAGAAGUGAUAUCAACAGAAAUUGUUGAUUCAGAAAUUUCCGAAACUUGUACCCACCAAGAAAAUAAGGAAAUCUUAAAUCACAUUGCUUCAGAAAAAGAUUCUGUAACUUCUACUACUUCAGAAGUAAUUGAUAAUCCAGAAACUGUAGAUAACACUGAUAUUAAAGAAGAAAAAGUACAGCAAAAUUGUGGUAAAUAUGAUGCAAAGCAAAUAGAAACAAAUGACAAUGACAAGACUGAAUCUUGUGAUAAUUCACAGAAAAUUAAUGUAGAAAAAGAAGUUGUCCAUAAUAAAAUUGUCACAACUACAUAUGUUGCUAAUGCAGAAGGGGAAAAUGUACCCUUAAACGAAAUGAAUAAAAUAAGCAUAACGAAGAAAAGAAGUGUAAUUCAAGAUAUCUUUGAUGAUUGGGGAGAUGAAAAUAUAGAAGAUGAUAAUCAGUCAGUAUGUAAAAUGCCAGAUACUGUUGAAAUAGAAUUGAAAAGUUUAUUAAAUGACACAAAAACACAAACUAUAGAAGAGAACACAGUAGUACUGGUUGAAGAAGAAAUUACAUGUAUUGAGAAAGAACCAGUUAUAGAUGCAGAAAAAGUAAUAAAAGUUGUUCAAGAAAAUAAAGAAAUACAAAUACCAAAAGAACAAAUGGAUAAUAAUCAAGCUGUAAGGAAAGAACAUAGUAUAAAGUCAUCACCCAAAGAUCAAAUAAAUUUUUCUACAUCUCAAACUACUGGAAAAUCUGUAAAAGAUACAACACUGGAUGUGAUUACAUUUAGUCAAUCUUCAUCAUCACAAAUACAAAUUAUGCCCAUUAAUCGUGUUCGUAAUUUAACUAGCCAAAUAGCUUCACCUGCUGAAGUAACAGAAGCAUUAAAAGAACGACUCCGUGAGAAACAAAAGAUAGUAGAAGCACCACCACGACCUGAUAUAUUUUUUGUUAAGAAACUAACACAGAGGUUGUCAAGUAAACUAGUAGGUAGUCCAGGAAGUUCUUUACCAGCACUUAUACCAUUGCCACAACCUAUUACUCAAUCACUUACUCAAUGUGAUAAAAAGUCAUCAGAUAAUACAAGUACAGGAAGUGGUAAAGAAAGUAAUCCUGAUAACAAAGAAUUGCUAGCAAUAUUAGAAGGUGAUGUUGAUCCUGAUUGGUCUAACUUGAAACCACCAACUUUAACUGAGGAGGGAAAGCGUCCAGUAAAGAUUGAACAAAGUGGUUAUAAUACACCACCAAAACUUGAUCCCCUAGUUGAAAGGGAACUAGCAUUAAAACAACUUCUAGAAUUACCUGUUGCACCAACUAAAAGAAGUGUGUCAAAAAAAAAGAAAACAAUUAAACCUACACCUAGUAAAACUUCAAAGGAAAUGAAAGUAAAAGCUAUACCUAUCAGAGAAAAGGAAAUUGUUAAUGUUGAUUUAAUAAAUGAAGCUACAGAAUCUGUAACAGAUUCAAAACUUUCUGAGCCUAGUUCAUCUUCUGUGAUUAUUGAACUUCAUACAUCAGAAAAAAAAACAGAUGUGCAAGAUAUUCGAUUAGAUGAAUCAAGAUCAGGUAGAAAACGGAAACUCACAGAAAAAGCUAGAGAGCAUGAGCAACAACAAAAUAUCGUAAAACGUCAAAAGGUUUAUAAAGGUAAAGUUUCACUAAGUAAAAAGCAAACACAAGAAAAUGAAUUACAAACUCCAGGCGAUACUAAUUUAUUAACUGAGAGUCAUGCAUCUAAAGAAAUGUCACUUCUUAAUGAAGAGGCUGAUGUUACAAUAACAGAUGAAAUAACAAACAAACAAGUUACAAAUAAUAAUAAGGUGGAUGCAACAUUAGACAAGCUUGACAAUGUAUCUUUAAAGACUUCAAAACAAAAUCUUCAUAAAAAGGGGUCACAAACUAUCCCUAAACGAAAUAUAGUAGUGAAAAAGAUAUUAAGGCAAAAUUUGUCUACCAAUAAAAAAGCUACUGCUUUAAAAACUAAACUAAACACGCCGAAAAAAUCGGGAUCAAAGGUAAUCUCAAAGUCAAAACGAUCUACAGAAAUCAAUGUUGGAGAUUCUAAACCAAAAAAGAAAAUCAUAAACGAAAUUGACAGAUUACUUCAAGAUGAAGGUGUUGUAAAUUUAUUGUAUGAUGUGGAACAACCGGACAAAAAAAGAUUAGUUCCCAUUACUAAAUCUCAAACAAAAGUCAUGGACUUACAAAAAGUACAGCGUGAACUUAAACUUAGAAAAAAAUUAGUACGUAAUGCAGUUUUAAGAUUACGUACUUCAACAGCAGGUGUAUCUAAAGUUUCUCCAAGAUCUAAAAGGACUUCUAUAUAUUUGAGUGAUAUACAAAUGGAUAAGAAAAUUGGAGACCAAGCAGCAUCAGCAAAACAAAUAAAUGUAACAUCUCAAGAAUUUAUAUUACCAGCGAAAAUAAGAAAUGCAGCUGAUGCAUCUGUUAUAAUUAGGAGACAUUCGUCUAGUUCAUUUUCCAGUGCUUCUGGGAGUCCCAGAGUUAGUAUUGAUAGUCCAGAGAAAAAUGAAGGAGUUAAAGUUGAUGAAGGAGGAUCCCAUUCUUUGAGAUCUACAAAAAGGCGACAUUCGCAAGACGAAAGAAUAAAUGUGAAGAAAAGUAAAAAAAAGACUGUACAAAAAAAUGAUACAGCAACGGAUCUUAUUGAUACUGUAGGAGAAAAAGUGGCAUUUCCUGGACGCCUUAGCAAAAAGUUAGAUUCAAAAAAAACUGAUAAAAAUUCGAAGCAAUCCGAAAUAGAUGAAACUAAUAGUAGUUUAGGGAAAGUAAUUACACGGUCAAAUGGUACAGCUACAAGUAAGGUAACAUCAAAGACAAAGAAAACUACAAAGAACAAAGUUACAUUUGCUAAAACAAGCGAACCAGAUAACAAUGAAGAAUUUUCCAAAGAAGAAGAUGAACUUUCAGCCUGCCUUGCAGAAGCUGCAAGUGCUCUAUCUGUAGUUAAUGCUGGAAGUCGGUCUGCAAAUUCAACGGCAAAUCGUAAAAAUAAAGUGAAUGUAAAUACUGCUAAGAUGCCAGAUUUGGAUAAUAAUAUAACAAAAAUGGAAACACGAAGUCAAUUCAGUAAUAAAGAAAUAAAUGUACGUCGACAUGGAAAUCUUGUGCAAUUAAUACUUACACCAUCAUCUUCAACAAAAAUAAGAAACGCACUCACUUUGCAGUUAAUGCAAGAAUUUCGCGAAACAUUAUCAAUUCUGAAGAAAGAUGAUGAUUGUAGAGUUGUGUUAUUAACGUCAACAGGAAGCAGUUUUUGCGAAGGUCUUGAAUUAUCCAUGUUGUUACAUACAAAUAAGGAAGAACGACGAAUUCAUGCUCAAGAAAUAGCGGAUGCGGUUAAAGAUUUUAUUAAAAUGUUAGCAUCAUUUAAUAAACCUAUUGUUGCUGGAGUUCAAGGAGCUGCAGUUGGACUUGGAGUAACAAUGUUGCCUUUAUUUGAUCUUGUGAUAGCUAGUGACAAAGCUACAUUCAGUACACCUUAUGGCAAAUUAGGACAGAUUGCUGAAGGUGCUGCUGUAUUCACUUUAUCACAUAUAUUAGGAAGUGCAAUUACAAGUGAAUUAUUAUUAGGUGGAAGAACUUUAACAGCUAGUGAAGCAUUAAGAGCUGGUCUUGUUACUAGGGUUCUAUGGCCUGAUAGAUUUCAAGUUGAAUUACUACCAACUCUAAAGGCUAUGAGUGAACAAUCCUCUCAGUCUAUGGAAGCUACAAAGGCGUUACUACGUCACAGUUUGCGAAAAAAGCUGGAUGCAGCAUUAGAAUCAGAAACAUACUUACUGAUUCAACAUUGGUGUUCUGUAGAAUGUCAAACUGCCAUAAAGGCUUACAUUGAUGGAAAAGUCCAGUGAACAAUUAAAUGAUGCCCAAUGAUUUUGAAUGGAAGUGCUAACAUCGUAUUCCAAUACAUCUAAUAUUGUAAAUUGGAUUUAAAAUUCGAAGAUUAAUAACGAGAUAAUUAGUUUGGGGAACAUUAAAGCGAGAAAAGAGGUCACGGCUCUGGUGUGUCAUUGUACAUCAAUCAACGCACGAUUAUUUUAAAAUAAGACAUAAAGUAUAGAAUCAAUUAUUCGGAUGAGUUAUUUUAAUAUUAAAUGAUUUAGAUAUAUGGACUUAAA